AUGCCACCUCCGCCCCCCCCCCCGCCGCCAGAGGAGUACAAGAGCCAGAGGCCAGUCUCGAACUCCUCAUCUUUCCUGGGCUCCCUAUUUGGAAGCAAGAGAGGCAAAGGGCCCUUCCAGAUGCCACCACCGCCAACAGUAUUGCCAAGGACCGGGCCCUGCCCCACCACCCUACCUCCCACCCCAGCAACCCCCUCUGCCUCCACCCCCUCAGCAGCCUCCACCCUUGCCCCAGCUGGGCUCCAUUCCACCACCACCUGCCUCAGCCCCACCUGUGGGGCCACAUCGACCCCAGUUCCAGGACCCCAGCAUUAUACCUUGGGCCGGCCAGGGAGAGCCCCAAGACGAGGGGCUGGAGGACACCCUCAGUUUGCUCCACAUGGCCGCCAUCCCUUGCACCAGCCCACAUCCCCAUUACCCCUGUACAGUCCUGCUCCACAGCACCCUCCUGCCCAUAAACAGGGCCCCAAGCACUUCAUCUUCAGUCACCACCCACAGAUGAUGCCAGCAGCAGGUGCAGCUGGGGGCCCUGGCUCCCGGCCACCAGGGGGAUCCUACUCCCACCCUCACCACCCCCAGUCACCACUGUCACCACACUCACCCAUCCCACCUCACCCCUCCUACCCACCCCUGCCCCCACCCUCACCUCACACCCCACAUUCACCCCUACCACCCACCUCCCCCCAUGGCCCACUGCACGCCUCUGGGCCCCCUGGCACGGCUAAUCCACCCAGUGCAAACCCCAAGGCCAAGCCAAGCCGGAUCAGCACUGUGGUCUGAGGAAUGGGAUGAGUGUCCUGGGGAACAGGAUAGUCUGGGGAAAUCCACGGGAGAGGGACUUUGCCCCCUCUCUUCUUCCUCAGUUUUUUCUAAAUAUAUAUACACUCAGCAGUGUCCUUUUUUCCACUUCCUCCACACCUCCAGACCCUUCUUUCAACCCCUGGCAGUUGUCAUGGGGUUUCCUUCUGGAUCGGAGGGCCCUUGCCACUUGCAGCCUGUACUUAGGGCACUACAGUGCUGGGAAGUGGUAAGGGCCUCUCCGCAGUCCUUGUCCUCCGUUUCCUGUCUUCCUCUUCUCUUUCUUGUCCCUGGAGGUCUAGUGGGUGGCCUCAGACCUCUGGGCAAAUGUGAGCUUCCUUGCAAGCUGGUGGAGAAGGCAGGCUUCUGGAGCUGUGGGGGUGAAGGCUUCCCUGGAGCUCCUCUGGCUGUGUGGGGCUAGGAGAGAGCUCUGUAGAGCUGUGGCCAAACCUCAGGGCCUAGCCACACACCUCCAUGUGUCUUUCUGCCUGCUGGAGGACACAGACUUCCGUGCACUCUGUGGGUGGAACCCUGCUUGUGCUGGCCCCUCACUGAGGGCACUGCUUCCUCUCUUGAGCCAGUCUGUGUGUGCCCUCUCUCCUAAUAAGCCCCAGCCCAGACCUCUUUGGCUUCAGGAACUUGCCUUGCCCUCUGCAAUGUUCUUAUCCUGAUCAAAGUCUUUUUUUUUUUUUUUUUUU
Messenger RNA from Cricetulus griseus (Chinese hamster), 1496 nucleotides. NCBI's taxonomy places the organism in Eukaryota, Metazoa, Chordata, Mammalia, Rodentia, Cricetidae. The record is from RefSeq and is a predicted model, not a curated record.